Molecule: messenger RNA, 2119 nt
Organism: Pezoporus occidentalis (night parrot)
Lineage: Eukaryota; Metazoa; Chordata; Aves; Psittaciformes; Psittacidae
Gene: ARID5A
Product: AT-rich interaction domain 5A
Exons: 6
Coding region: 156-1874 (572 amino acids)
Biological process (GO): regulation of transcription by RNA polymerase II
Cellular component (GO): nucleus
Molecular function (GO): transcription cis-regulatory region binding
Source: RefSeq, a predicted model, not a curated record
UGCGGGGCUGCGGUGGGGUGAGAACCCCAAAACACCCCUCGGUUCCGGUAACGAAAGAGUCACCCGCACACGCCAAGACGCCACUUCCCUGAGUGGGGGAUGACUCAGCCCCAGUUACACCAGCACCGCCACAGAGCUCUUCCUCCGGCCGCCCCAUGAGCCGCUCGGACACCGCUCCGGACCCGGAGGCUCCGGUCGCUGGGGAUGGCUCCGAGCAGGAGAAGCCGAUGGAAGAAGCAACGAGCAGCGGGGAGAAGGAGAAAGAGGAGGAGGAAGCCUUCCUCAUCAGCCUCUACAAGUUCAUGAAGGACCGACACACGCCCAUCGAGAGGAUCCCCCACCUCGGCUUCAAGCAGAUUAACCUCUGGAAGAUCUACAAAGCCGUGGAGAAGCUGGGGGCCUAUGAGCUGGUGACGGGGCGACGGCUCUGGAAGAACGUCUACGAUGAGCUCGGGGGCAGCCCCGGCAGCACCAGCGCUGCCACCUGCACCCGGCGUCACUACGAGAGGCUGGUCCUCCCGUACGUGCGGCAUCUCAAGGGGGAGGAUGACAAACCUCUGCCCCCCAGCAAGCCCCGCAAGCAGUACAAGGUCUCCAAGGGCACCGAGACGGGCGAGAAAGGCAAGAGGGGCAAGAAGGAGAAGGGCCGGGAGCAGCCUCCGGAUAAGGCAAAGCAAGAGGCAGGAGCCGGCCUGGAGGAUGCAGAGCGGGGCCGGGUGGCAGAAGGAUGCUCCAGCCCGGUGGUCCUGAGCCCUUCGGGGGGGUGUCCUGACCCCUGCAGGACCCACAGCGAAACCUACAAGCGCCUUUUCUCCAGCUUCGCCUCCAAAGGCAACCACCCCAUCAUGUCCCCGCUGGCCAAGAAGAAGCUGCUGGCCCAGGUGAGCAGGGCAGAGUCCUUGCACUGCCCCAAACACCCCAACGGUGACACUGGCGCCAGCCCCAAGCCCCUGGCCGCCACCAGCUCCCACCUCGAUGAGCAGAGGAGCCCGGAGCCGGCGGGAGCUCGGGAUGCAGCUCCCGGCCCAAGGAGCGAGGUGGGACCCAUCACGGGCACAUCCCGCUCCGGCAGAGACAGCCAGCCCUGCCCUCGGGCCGAGGAGGGAGGCCCGGUGCCCGCUGUCUUCACCGGCUGUUUCCAUGCGUACCGCAGCGAGGUGCUGCCUCCCGGCCGCUGCCCCCCGCUCUGGGGGUGCUUCUCCAGCUUGAAGGACUUCCUGGAGCCCCCUUCCUCCUGCCCACCGCGAGCCAAGGAGCAGGAGCAGCCCCAAGACCUGCGGAGCAAAGCGGGGCAGCCGUGGAGUGGUGACAGGCAGCAAGUGGCCACGGUUAAAGGGUGCUGGGUGCCCCCCAGCGCCAGCUUCACCCCCGCCAGGGGCAAGCGCAGCCGGGAGCAGGAGGAGGAGGAGGAAGAGGAGGAAGAGGAGGAGGCAACCUUCAGCCCCAGCGUGAAGUUACGGGCUGUGCCCCCCUUCAUCAAGGAGGCUGACGGCAGGGACACGGGGCGGCAGCAAGGGCUGGCCAAGCCCAAGGCCGUGGUGGCCACCCCUGGCUACGCCGCGCCGCUGCCGCAAGCCCCGGACGCUUACAAGGGAGCGAUGCUGCAUUUCCCGGGCAGCUUUGGGAGCCCGCUGGAGCACCUCAAAACCCAAGGGGUGCCGGUGGCACCGUCCCUCUCCAUCAAUCCCUUCAUCAUUCCCGCUUUUCCCAGCCCCUUGGUGGCCACCUCCGACCUGGGCACCGGCCCCAGGCACUACACGGUGUCCUACGAGAGCUCGCUGCGGCACCGGCACUACCCGGCAGCGACGUGGCAAAGCCAAGCCCCUUACACCCCCCGGCACGUACCGGCCUUCCAUCGCCAUGCCAAGCUGUAGUGAUGCUAUCCCGGGCUGGAUCAGCCUCGUUCCCUGUGGAGGAGGGAGGCUGGGAUGCUGCGACUGCUUCAGAGCCUGUGGCAACAAAGGGACUGAGAGGAGACAAUCUGGAGCGUGUCAUUUUUACUCUUGAUCUUAGAGCUGUUUGUAUCCACUUUGUUAUGCUGGUGACUUAACUACCAAUAGCACAAGGUUAUAUAUAUUAUAUAUAGAGAGAGAUACAUACACACAUAAAAAAAAAAGGG